Molecule: messenger RNA, 2305 nt
Organism: Acinonyx jubatus (cheetah)
Lineage: Eukaryota; Metazoa; Chordata; Mammalia; Carnivora; Felidae
Gene: ACBD4
Product: acyl-CoA binding domain containing 4
Exons: 10
Coding region: 453-1298 (281 amino acids)
Biological process (GO): fatty acid metabolic process
Molecular function (GO): fatty-acyl-CoA binding
Source: RefSeq, a predicted model, not a curated record
AGCAGAAGCUGAAACGAGCCCUCUCAUUGGCCUAAAUUUCCCCCCAGCGUCCACAUCCCGGUCAGAUUGGGCCCGGAGGUCAGUCGGAAGCCUCCGGCUAGUGGCGAGACCGGGACCUUAGUCCGCGUAUUAGGCGCUGCAGGGAGUUGGAAAUGUGCGUCUAGAGAGGGACAGCGGCUCUUGGCACCUGCCUCCACCCACCCACCGAGGUCCUAUCCGCCCGCCUUGGCCCCCACCCGUGCUGCCCUGGGGUAGGAAAAGGAGUCUCAGCUGCAGCUUCUGACCUCCCGGGGCACCUGACUCGGGUGUAGAGCUUAGUUUUCCCCUCUGGAAAGUGGACCAGUGGCUUACAGAGGUGUGUGCCAGGGUGGACCGUGGAGGUCUGCUCAUACGGAAGCUUGUUCUUGUAGAGUCGCUCAAAAGUAGGUCCCCAAGGUUCAGAGGCGCGCGGUAUGGGUACCGAGAAUGAAAGCCCAGAACAGGACUGCCAGAAACAGUUCCAGGCCGCAGUCAGUGUCAUUCAGAACCUGCCUAAGAAUGGCUCUUACCGCCCCUCCUACGAAGAGAUGCUGAGAUUCUAUAGCUACUACAAGCAAGCUACCAUGGGGCCCUGCCUCGUCCCCCGGCCUGGGUUCUGGGACCCAAUAGGACGAUAUAAGUGGGAUGCCUGGAACAGCCUGGGCAAGAUGAGCAGGGAGGAGGCCAUGUCUGCCUACAUCACUGAGAUGAAGCUGGUGGCACAGAAGGUGAUCGACACAGUGCCCCUGGGCGAGGUGGCAGAGGACAUGUUUGCUUACUUCGAGCCCCUGUACCAGGUGAUCCCUGAUAUGCCGAGGCCCCCGGAAACCUUCCUGAGAAGGGUCACAGUAGGUUGGAAAGAGCAGGCACUGAAUGGAGACUCCAGGGCUGCCCCAGAGCUUCCCUGCCCCCCCAGGGAACCAGCACUCCCGAAUCCAGCCCCCGUCUUGUCACCAGUGUCACCUAUCCCCUCCCCAGAGUCCCAGCCACCUAGGGACCUGGACUCCGAGGUUUUCUGUGAUUCCCUGGAGCAGCUGGAACCUGAGCUGCAGGUCUGGACAGAGCAGAAGGGAGCCCCUGGAGGAGAGCCUGACACCAGAAACAGCUCCCUGCUCCCUGCAGAGAAAGAGGGCAGCCCGCUGGGGCCCCAGGAAUUGGACACGUGGCUGGUGGGGACAGUUCGGGCACUGCAGGAGAGCAUGCGGGAUGUCCAGGGUAGACUGCAGAACCUGGAGAGCCUGCCCAGCGUCGUCGAGCAGAAGAGGAAACCAAGUGUCUGAGAGGCUGGGUAAUUCACCUGAGGGCACGCACACAGCCCAGAGGAACCUCACAGAGCUGCUGUGAGGCUUAGAUGAGGCAAUGUCCACCGCACUUCUCCAGUUACUAUUAUUAUUAUUCACAUCCAGUGACGGAGCUGAGAGCAGCCUCAGGUCUGUCUCCCUCCAAAGCUGGGACUCCCCAUUGAUGGAGUAGGUCUGUUCUUGAAAAGCCUGGGGUGGUGGGGGCAGGAAACGGCUAAAUUGCUGGACGUGGGGGAGCACCUGGGUGACCCUGAAUCCCCUUGACACAGUGGGUGUCAGCCAGGGUGGCAGGGACUUCCUCAGGCCCAUCUUUCAACGCCCACCCCCGCAAGGCUUUAUUUAUUUAUUUUACUUCUAACUCAUUUUAUAUGCUGAAGAUUGUGAUUUCCACCCUGAAAUAGCUGGUUUUCCAUCUCUAAAAAUAAGAACAUUCCACUACCUAGCCCGAGAGGACAAUAUUUUAGCACACACUCCGUAUCGUCACAUCCCCAGUCCAAAUCGAAAUCUCCCCAGCUGUCCCGAAAUUGCCUUUUCCAGCUGCUCUGUCUGUCCAGUCCAGGCACAUGUGCUGCGUGUGGCUUCUCCGUCCUUUAAGACUCCUUUAAUCUAGACCGGUGCUUUCUCCUUGCUACUGGCUUACUGAGACUGGGCCAGUGGUCCAGGAGAAGGUUCCCUUCAGGUCUCUGUGAUUACAUCCUCCUGGCUCGUUUACAUGACCAGAUUAUGUCACAUGUGAUGUUCUGCACAUCAGGGGACACAUAUCUGGAUGCCCCACAGUUAAUGAUUCUAGCACGGACCACUGGCGUGGAUGAAGGAGGAGUGCCGGUCCGAUCUCACUACUGUUAAGUCGUGUUUUCCUCUUGCCAGCCAGGGCAUGUCCUGCUCCCCGUGACCCCAUUUGCCACGUGAUUUUUGACAAUUAAUGGAUAAGCCCUGCCUGGAUCAAUAAUUUAUUUGGAAAAAAGAAACGUUGACUUUUAAAUUCU